GAGCGUGAAAGUGUUGUGCACAUUACGAAAAGAAAAGAAAAACGCAUAAAAUGAUCAACGACAACAGUGUCAUGGCCUUCUUGGCAUUCGUGAUACUGGCCAUUUUGGAACCGAGACUCAUCAGCCAAUCACACGCUUCAGUUAGUUCGAUCCAGAACAACGUGACGGCCAUUCUCGACUCGCUGCAGCGCGGCUACGACAAACGCGUCAGACCUAAUUACGGCGGACCACCAGUUGAAGUCGGCGUCACCAUGUUCAUCAUCAGUAUCAGCUCCGUCUCCGAAGUUCAAAUGGAUUUCACGACGGAUUUCUACUUCCGGCAGUACUGGAAGGACCCCCGUUUGUCAUUCGCUCCGUUGCCGGGCGUCGAGCGGAUCAUGGUCAGUACCGAGUACCUCAAGAACAUCUGGGUGCCCGAUACGUUCUUCGCCAACGAAAAAUCCAGCUACCUUCACAUGGCAACGACGUCGAACGAGUUUCUGCGCAUUUCUCAUCUCGGCGAAAUCAAUCGGAGCAUCAGGCUGACAAUCACGGCUUCGUGUCCGAUGAAUCUACAAUACUUCCCGAUGGAUCGUCAACUAUGUUCCAUUGAAAUCGAAAGCUUUGGAUUCGCCAUGAGUGAGAUCACUUACCAUUGGCUGGGUGGCAAGAAAGCGGUGGCCGUCUCUCCGGAUGUCCAACUGCCGCAAUUUCACGUGCUCGGCUAUCGGCAAGGCUAUCGAGUCGAAGUAUUAACGACAGGCAAUUAUUCGAGAAUGUCGCUGGAGAUCCAGUUUGUCCGCUCGAUGGGCUACUACUUGAUCCAAAUCUACAUACCGUCCGGCUUGAUUGUCAUCAUCUCGUGGGUCUCCUUCUGGCUCAACAGGGCCGCAACGCCAGCCCGCGUCUCCCUCGGCGUCACCACCGUGCUGACCAUGACGACGCUCAUGUCCUCCACCAACGCUGCCUUGCCCAAGAUUUCCUACGUCAAAUCGAUUGACAUUUUCCUCGGCACGUGCUUCGUCAUGGUCUUCGCUUCUCUACUAGAGUACGCGACGGUGGGCUACGUCGAGAAGAGGAUUCGCCUACGCAAGACGCAGUACCAGAUGAUGCAGAAGUUGGUCGAGAGCCGGAAGAAGACGGUGACGGUUGCCUUAGAUGCGGAGAUGGAGCACGCUCCCAGACAGACGGAGGUGAGAUUCCUCAUGGGUCCGCACGGCAAGGCGAUGCCGAUUCACGAAACAUCGGGACAUGCGAUGCCGUCGGCUGUCGGCUGCCAAGCGGUCGUCAAUAACAGCAUGAUCAUCAACGGUCCGCGGAUCGACGAGGAAGCGACGGCCGUCAUGAUCCCGCCCGGCAAGGAUCUCAAUAAACUCUACGGCUUCACGCCGUCCGACAUCGACAAGUAUUCGCGCGUCGUGUUCCCCGUUUGCUUCAUCUGCUUCAAUCUCAUGUACUGGAUCAUCUACCUGCAUAUCUCUGACGUCGUCGCCGACGACCUCGAAUACAUCGACAGGUCGUAAUGAUAAUAUCUUCAUUUUUUUUUAAAUUGCCCCCAAGGCCUAACACACGCUUAUAAAUUCAAA
Daphnia carinata is the source of this 1565-nucleotide messenger RNA. RefSeq names its product gamma-aminobutyric acid receptor subunit beta-like (gene Rdl). The transcript has 8 exons. Gene Ontology annotation, biological process: chloride transmembrane transport; nervous system process; signal transduction. Lineage: Eukaryota; Metazoa; Arthropoda; Branchiopoda; Diplostraca; Daphniidae. The record is from RefSeq and is a predicted model, not a curated record. The coding region runs from base 51 to 1502 and encodes 483 amino acids. Gene Ontology annotation, cellular component: membrane; neuron projection; synapse. Gene Ontology annotation, molecular function: chloride channel activity; extracellular ligand-gated monoatomic ion channel activity; GABA-A receptor activity.